Molecule: messenger RNA, 447 nt
Organism: Cercopithifilaria johnstoni
Lineage: Eukaryota; Metazoa; Nematoda; Chromadorea; Rhabditida; Onchocercidae
Source: the annotation of a GenBank genome assembly
AUGAAUGGAUGGGUGGAUUUUCAUGAAAGAGCUAUUACGGGGGUGCGAUUGGGUGGUGUUGGUCCAUUGAUAGCUACAUCACCAACACCACACAGUGAUCCGAAUUUAGUUGGUAUCCAGCCUGUGGAUAUUCAUCAAUUUCCGCAAAAUCCGAAUAUCUGGUCCGGUAUGGAAGGCAUGAAUGCUCAAGGAGGUAUGCCACAACCUCAGCAUACAUCGCUGCAGUCUACAUUGCAACAGCCUUCACCGUAUGCUCAAAUUAUGCCACCGCCGCCACCUCACUAUGCAGAUUUGGGAAAUGAUUUAAGUAAUAGUGGUUAUGGUAGUAUGAUGACCGGAACCGGAUCAAACAACCAUCUUUUCUCGGUUAUUAAUAUGGGCACAGAUCUUGAAUUUUCGCCUCAAGUGAAUGCUUCUGAUUUAUCAUCGCCAUCAUGCAGCGAGUAG